AUGCCCGCUGAUCCUGAGGGCCCCAAGCGGGGCGAACCUUCCGCUGCUCAAUCCGCUUCCGCCAAGCCCGCGGAGGCGAAAUCGACUGCGGUAGUGGCGGCGUCCGCGCCAGGCGCUGCAGCGCCAAGAAUUGAACCAGCUUCGGUGCCGUCGAAUGCGGUGGUGAAAUCGGGUGCGACCGGCGGGAAAGCGGUAGCGCCAGCGGCAGCUUCUGCGCUUGUCGCUGCGAAGCCGGCGGCGACCACGGUAGCAGCAACUGUCCCAGCAAAAGCAUCAACAGCGGCAUCUGCUGCGACGAAACCCGCUACUGCGACGGCCUCUGCGACGAAACCCUCGUCUGCGACAGCAGCUCCGGUGAAGCCCUCGGCAGCUGCGACGAAGCCUCCGGGUGUGGCGACGGAGGCGACAAAGGCGCCCGGAGCAACGAGUACCGCUCCGGUCGCGAAACCCACAGUAGCAGCAACAGCAGCAGCAGCAGCUGCCAGCGCAGCAGUGAAACCAGCAACGGCUGGCGGAGGAGGAGGAGGAGCGAUUCCCGCGUCGUCGACUAAGGCGGUCUCGACAGCUCCAACAGUCAAACCUGCAACGGUUCCUCACGCCGCAGGCACUCCAGCGGCGUCUAGUCAAGCAACGGAGACUCGAGUUGUCUCGGCUCAAGCCCCGAAAGCAGCGCCAACUACGGCAGCAGCCAAACCUGCUGCGCCUGCUACCGCUGGCGCAAAACCCGCAGGAGCGCAAGGCAAACCUGCUGCUGCGGGUUCAGCGGGCGGACCUGCGCCUGCAGGAGCAGUGGCGGGGGCAGCGGCGGGAGCAGGGGCGGGAGCAGCGGCGGGGGCAGCGACGAAAGCUGUUCCGUCGCCGAAGCCUGCUGCGCCUGUGGCGGGAGCGGCGAAACCGGUCGUUCCGACGGCUCCAGUCGCGAAAGCGACCAUUGCGACGUCGUCAGGAGUGAAGGCUGCUCCGACGAUCGCCACUGCGACGAACGCCCCUGCGACAAACGCUCCUGCGCCUGCCUCUGCGACGAAGCCUGCUGCUGCGACAGGAACUCCGACGGUGAAAGCUCUCGCGGCACCCGCGUUGGUGGCGAAGGCGUUGCCCGUCGCGACGGCUUCUGCGACAAAGACGCCCCCUGCGACAGCCCCAGUGGCGAAACCAAGAGCCACGUCACCUCCUGCAGCGAAACCAAGAGCCACGUCACCCCCUGCAGUGAAAGCUGUUGCUGUGCCUCCCGGCGGAACAAAACCCGCUGCUGCUGCAAGUUCCGCGCCUAUCCCAGGGAAGGCGGACGUGGGGACUGGCGCUGAGGCAAAAGCGGAUGGCGGAGUGAAGGUUGGCGCGCCCACUGCUGUGGCAGCGGGGAAAACAGCGCAGCCAGCCGCGGGGAAAGCCAGCUCGUCUUUAGCGCCCGCAGGCGCAGCUACGGGCGCAGCUGCAGGCGCAGCUGUAGGCGCAAUUACGGGCGCAACCAAGGGCGCAACUAAGAGUGCAACUACGAGCGCAACUACAGGCGCAACUGCAGGCGCAAUUGCAGGCACAGCUACGGGCGGAAGCGGAGCCGGAGGUGGCGGAAGUGCGGGGGCAGUGGCGGGGGAGAAAGGAGGGCAGGCGAAGACGAGUGGUGGUGAGGCCACGGGUAAAGCUAGUGAGGACGAUGGAGGUGGUAAGGGCAAGGAGAAGGAUGGGAGUGGGGAAGUGGUUAAGGAGGAUGGGGCAGGCAAAGACGGUAAGGAAGGGAAGGAGGGAGGGAAGGUGAGUGUAGAUGAGCAGCAAAAGAGCGGUGGGGGUAAAGGGGAAGAGGGGGGUGGGGGUAAGGGAGUUGAGGUGAAGGGGGAUGGGGCGAAGAAGGGGGAGCAGAGCGCAGUGGUUGUUGUUGGGGGGAGGGCAGAGGGGAGAGAGGGAGAGGGUGGAAAAAGACUGGAAGGAGGUACAGCUGAUAAGGGAGAAGCGAAGGCAGACGAGAAGGGAGAGAAGAAGGGAGAAGGAAAGGGAGAAGAUAAGGGAGAGACAGGGGAAAAGAAGGAAGAAGGAAAGACGGGAGUGAAGGUGGAUGGGAAGGGAGGAAAGGCGGGAGAAGGAAGUGUGGAAGGGAAGGGAAAAGAUCAGCCAAGCGAAGAGACAAAGUCAAAUGCGAGAGGUGCGGCUAAGGAUGUAGAGUCAGGACGAGAGAAAGAUGUGGGGAAGAAGGUUGAGGAGAAAAAGGGGGAUGAGAAGAAGGGAGAGGUGGAAAAGAAGGUGGAGAAGGGAGAGGAGAAGAAGGGAGAAGAGAAGAAGGGAGAAGAGAAGGAGGAAGAAAAUAAAGCGUCAGGAGGAGCAGCAGGAGGGGGGAAGGAGAGUGUUGUUGCAGCAGGGAAGCGAGCUAAAACUGGAGGUGCUCAGACUCCUGUGGGGGGAAAGAGUAAGAAGGAGGGGGAAGGGGGAGAUAAGAAGGGUUCACAGAGGCCUGGGGCGAAGGCAGCGGGGGGUAAGGAAGUGGGUGGGGCUAAGGGGAAAGAUGGGGGGAAGCAGGCGCAGGGAAAGGGACAGAAGGGAGGGAAGCAGGGGGAUGUGGGGAGGAAGGGGGGAGCUGGGGAGCUGGGGAAAGGGGAUGAGAAGAAAUAUUCUCCUGCACGCAAGUCCCCCACCCCUAAGAUCCGUCCUAUUCCGCAGGACAGCAGAGGCUUUGGGGGGAAAGAGGUGGGCGCAAGGGGAAAGAUGGCUGUAGCAGCAGCUGCUGGGAUGGGCAAAGGAGGAAAGGCUGUAGCAGCGGAUGGUAAAGCUGCUGGGGGGAGUGCGGGUGGCAGGGACAGCAGGGACAGGAGCAGGGCUGCAGGGGCAGGUAGCACCUGGGGAAGGGCGGCAGCAGCGGCGGCUGUUACUGGGGCGAGGGGGAAGGGUGCGGAGCAGAGGGGCGGGGGGAAGGACGGGGAGCGGAGGGGUGGGGAGGCUGUAGGGAAAUCUGCAGCACAGGGGAGUGCAGUCAAGAGCAAGGACAGUGGGGUAGUGAGUGGGGUGCGGAGGGGUGGUGGUAAGGCGGUUCCGGAGCAGAAGCAGGAGAUGGGAUGGAACAGGAGCAGACAAACGAUUGGAACGAGGAGCGGAACUAGUGCUGCUUCAGGUGGGAAGAGAAAGACACGAGAGGAAGAGGACGAGGAGAAGGAAGAGGAGGAAGCGGAAGAAGAAGAGGAGGAGGAGGAAGGGUAUAGUUCAGAGGAGUAUGGGAAGGGGGGGAGGAAGGGACAAGGGAAGAUGGGGGUUGCGGUGGGUAAUGGAAGGAAGGGGGGGGAGGCGGGCGGGGAGAGGGCAGCAGUGACUCAGGGGAAGCGAACCCCGGUCCCUGCAGCUAAGCGCGCGAGAACAGACCAUGCUGCUGCUGCAACUGGGAGAGUGGCAGACGGAGAAGUGGGGGCGGCUGCUAAGGCAGGGGCGAGUGCAGGCACAGGUCGUGGGAAGAGCGAUGGGAAGAGCGGUAAGAAGGCGGCUCAAGCGGAGGCUCACGGGGACAAGAACGACGCUGGCACCGCAGGCACCGCAGGCACAGGAGCAAGCCCCGGUGCAGCGGAAACAAAGCUAGGGUACCUGGAUCGCAUGAAGAGAGGGCGCGAGCGGAUCGAGGCAGUGGGGGGCGUGGGCGCGUGGCUAGGGUCCCUCGGCCUGGCCCGAUACAGCAGCACAUUUGAGGAGCACGAGGUGGAUGUUGAGGCUGCCACUGUACUCACAGCCGAUGAUCUGAAAGACAUGGGUGUGGCACUUGGGGCGCGUCGCAAGCUGCUCUGUGCGAUCGCGGAUCUCGUGUGCGGCGGGGUGGAGGAGGGGGGGGAUGGCGAUGUGGAUGGCGAUGGGGGGAAGGGUGGAGAGGAGGGGCAUGAGAAGGUAGCAGCACUGGCAUCGCCUUGUUUUGAAUCGUCAGCACAGCAGACGGCACUCUCCGCCGCGCUGCUCCCCGCCCUGCCCGCGCUCGCGGACAUCGCGGAGGAUGUUGCGGGGGCGGCGGAAGCGGGAGGCGCGGAGGGCAUUCCCGCGGUCUUGGUCGCGGCGGGGGUGGUGGCUGGCGCGGGGGCGGUGUUCGCGGGAGUGAAGGCGUACGCGUACUUCCAACUGCAGUUCCUAGUGGCGCGUUUCGUGGGCCGGCACGUGCCACGUGGCGGCGCGGUAGUGCUGGAUUUCCGCGCGGGGAGCGGAAGGAACAUCUACUACCUGCCUGAUGACGUGGACAAGCUGCUGGCCAUGCAGUCAGACGUGCAGCCGAGCCUGCUGAAACAACAGGCCAUAUCAUCAGGAGUGGCGAUUGAAGUGCUGCCGGACGGCCUCACCGCACUCAACCGCAUUGAAUCGGCCUCUGUCGACGCCGUGAUCACAGUGGAUGGCUUUAAGCGUCUCACGCCAUCUGAAGCCACCACGGCUGCUGCAGGCAUCGCUCGAGUCCUCAAGCCAAACCGAUCCCCCCUUCUCUUUCCCUCCCCACCUCCCUCCGCCCCCCUCUUCCCCCCUCAUUUCCCCCCUCUUCCCACUUCCACCCUUCCUUUCACCCCCAACUCGUCCCUCUUCACAGCCGCUGAUAUUCAUGGAGGCAUGUAA
Closterium sp. Naga37s-1 is the source of this 4554-nucleotide messenger RNA. The record is from the annotation of a GenBank genome assembly. NCBI's taxonomy places the organism in Eukaryota, Viridiplantae, Streptophyta, Zygnematophyceae, Desmidiales, Closteriaceae.